Cucurbita maxima (winter squash) is the source of this 1603-nucleotide messenger RNA. RefSeq names its product dof zinc finger protein DOF1.6-like. The transcript is spliced from 2 exons. Bases 109 to 978 code for a protein of 289 amino acids. Gene Ontology annotation, molecular function: DNA binding; DNA-binding transcription factor activity. Gene Ontology annotation, biological process: regulation of DNA-templated transcription. NCBI's taxonomy places the organism in Eukaryota, Viridiplantae, Streptophyta, Magnoliopsida, Cucurbitales, Cucurbitaceae. The record is from RefSeq and is a predicted model, not a curated record.
CUCUUUCACUGUUCAUCAAGAGAGUGAGAAAGAGAUUAUAAGUUGUUAUUAUAUUCUAUAUAAUCAUCAAAUUAAUCCCUUUGAAUUCCUCUCCCAAGCUCUAAGAAAAUGGCUCUCAUCUCUUCAUCUGCUAACCAAUACCCACAAAUGAAGAAUCAUCAAUCCAAUUUAGAUCAUAAUGAUGAACAUCAUCAAAAGGGUUUGAAUCUUAUGGGAUCUUCUUCUAGAUCAACAAUGGUUAAACAACAACAACCACAACAAGAGCCUCUUAGAUGCCCUCGCUGUGAUUCUUCCAAUACCAAAUUUUGUUAUUACAACAAUUACAGCUUGUCUCAGCCUCGUUACUUUUGUAAGGCGUGCAAGCGCUACUGGACACGUGGUGGCACUUUGAGAAACGUCCCCGUCGGCGGUGGCUGCAGGAAAAACAAGCGUCUCAAACGAUCUACCGCCACUGCCACCGCUACCGCCACCACUCAUUCUUCAUCGUCCCCAGCACCGGAUUCCACUUCUUCGUCUUCGACUUCUUGUGCUAAUAAUAUCUUUUAUGGCUCGGAUCUGAACGUUCCGUUUUCCGGGUAUGAUCAUCUUCAACCUCAAUUAAAUGCUCUUGGAUUAGGGUUUUCUUCUACUAAUAUGGAUCAUAGGGAUCUUCACGUUAAUGGGUUCAAUUCAAGUUUGGCUUUUUCGAGUUAUUUAUUUGGUAACCCAUCUUGGAGUUCUAAGUUCAGGAAUGGAGUUGGUUCAAGUGUUUUUGAUAACCUAGAUUCUCCACCGUUUGAUCAGUAUCAUGUGAUGGGAUCCAACGGUGGAGAUCAACUGAAAGAUGAGAUGAAGAGAUUGGAUUGGAAUCAGCAAAAUCAGAGUGAUGAAAUUAUUGCUCAAUCAAAUGAUCCAAAUUGUCUUUAUGCUAAUUGGAGCUCUCAAAUUUGGAAUGAUCCAACGAAUCUUGGUUCAUCAAUUACUUCUUCUCUCAUUUAGAGAGAGAGAAAUUAAUCAAACCCCACCUUGAUUUCUUCACUAGAUUUUAGAAUUUCUUCAUUUCCCCUUCUUUUCUCUUGUGAAAUUUAAUGGGUUUUGUUUAGUUCUUAAAAAAAAGGCCAAAAAACGACCAAAUUUGGGGAUCGGAGUGUUCAUGUCAGCAGCAAAAAGGGAAAAAGUUGGAAAAAUUUUCAAUUUUAUUUCCAUUUCCCAUAUGGGUUUUGCGCUGAGAGGAACCUCGGAUCCCUUUAUGAAUAUGAUCCGCCAUGGAAGGGAUCAAUUGAAGCUCUCAAGAAAGUUGUAAUUUUUGGUUUGAUUUCAGUAAGUUUGGGUUUUGUUAUGUUGCCUUGUACAUAUUGGGGGAGAAAUGUAAUUGAUUUUACACUAUUUUCAGCAGCUUUGUGGGGUUUAGUGGGGAUGGUAUAUGUUGCUCUUCCUCAGUCAAAGAUCAGCUGAGUAAGGAAUUUGACUUUUUUUUGGUGUUUUUUCAAUUUUUGUGUUCUUGGUGGGGCUGGGUAUAAUGGUGUCAUGGUAUAGAGAGGAAAGGGGAGAUUUGGGUCCUUGAAAAACCUUUGUAUUGAUCACUUAAUUCAGCUCAUCAUAUGGUUUGAUAUGAAAUUCAUAA